Messenger RNA from Vicugna pacos (alpaca), 955 nucleotides. Lineage: Eukaryota; Metazoa; Chordata; Mammalia; Artiodactyla; Camelidae. The record is from RefSeq and is a predicted model, not a curated record.
AUGACGGUGGUCUGGAAUUACCGCUCCGUGAUGAAUGAAGAGGAGGUUGCCUUCCCACCGCCUCUCAACGUGCCCUUCAAGCCAGAUACUCGGCAAACUGGUGGCGACGUCCUCCUGCGUGUGUGGCUGCCUUCACGCUGUUUAAAAGUAAAAUUCCUCAUUGCAUCAGAACCAAAACCUCCAGGAGUCUACACGGAGUAUUACCCGGAUGCCCUGCAAGGCCUCAGGAUCACGGCAAAGCGCCUCUACCUCGUCCUCAGUCAACCUGAAAUGAAGCACUUGUUCUUCAAAGUGAUGGGCCUUUUUCUUAGUUACUUGGCCUGGGGUUUCGGCAUAAGCCUAGCCAGAAGCAGAGCCUGGCACAUGUGGGAGUUUGAUAGCAAGACUGUUCCCAUUGUGUUCAUUGGACUUUGGGAACCUUUCUAUUUUCAGAAACUUAACAUCUCUGGCUCAAUAGCUGAGUUGCCGAUGCAUAGCAAGAUCAACUCGAGCUGGGUCAUUUCAGAUGAAAUCUGGUGUGGGCAGGACCUGAUGCUGCUGGCCAAUUUUAUGAUGUCUGCAGUCCUGAUUUUCAGCUCAGUGGCAUUUUCAGUCAGCUGGAUCAAGGCCCCGUACCCAGGUUUCCUCCAACUGCACUACAACACUGCUGCCUUCUUCCUUUUACUCAGCUGUAGUUGUACCAUGAUUACCGUGAGCUGGAAUUUCACUGUGGAAUUUUAUGGUGAAACCAUCCUUGACUUUCCAAUUACCUUUUCUAUUAAAAGAGAAAUGCUAACAAAGAAAUGUUUCUCUUACACGUUCCCACUAGGAAUCACAACUACUAUCCUCUCACUACUAAGUGCCACCAUGUUCUCCUGUGAAACAUGUCCAGUCAAACAGUGGACUCUAGUGAAACCCUUGGCUGUGGUCAACUAUAGAAAACAAGAAGUCUGAACAAAGGCCUACUCUUUGGAAU